Molecule: messenger RNA, 183 nt
Organism: Mastomys coucha (southern multimammate mouse)
Lineage: Eukaryota; Metazoa; Chordata; Mammalia; Rodentia; Muridae
Product: ATP synthase subunit ATP5MPL, mitochondrial-like
Exons: 1
Coding region: 1-183 (60 amino acids)
Cellular component (GO): mitochondrion
Source: RefSeq, a predicted model, not a curated record
AUGCUUCAAAGCUUGAUUAAAAAUGUCUGGGUCCCCACGCAACCCUACUAUACCCAGCUUUACCAGGAAAUUAGGGUAGGAGUGGGGUUAAUGAUCCUCAUCAUUUAUAAAAUCAGGAACACUGAUGAAAGAAGCAAAGCUUUGAAAGGCUCCAGUCCUGCGCCUACCCAAGGCCAUCACUAA